AGUCCUUCCUGAAGACAUCAUGUUGGUUUGUUCUGCUUGGUUACUGAUUGUGGGUUACUUUGUACCUGUUACAUUCUCAUAUGAGAAUUUUACUGUGCAUGGCAACUGCUCAGGGACUCUCCUGCAAGAGAGGUUUGCUGUAUGGGGAACGCCGAGUCAGCCUUUGACCUGCGCACUAUAUGGGACAGACCGAUGUAAUGGCAGCCUUCCACCACAUCUAGAGGGUGACAUACCAGCUACAGCUCCUGCUUCCUUGUCGGUACAUGGAGGGCUUAUUAAAGACCCAAAAAGCAAUAGCAGCCCCCAGAUGAUCAUAGAAUGGGAAAUAUCAGAAACUACAGAAGGGUCUGGACGUGGGCACAUUCGGGCAUUUCUUCUUGAAAUACGGACCUAUGACUCCACAAAUAACAGCUCUAAACUAGUUUGCAGGAUUUUUGACUUUUCUGAUUCUCUGUUCGACGUAAGCGGUACAAAGCUGAAGUUCCAGAAGAAACUGGUUGGAUUCUCUGGCGGGUCACACCUGCUGUAUCAGUUGGAUCUGACAUCCCUUCCACGUCACCCACCAGAUGCCAGACUGACCAAGUUCUUCACGCUGCAGCCAUUUCAAAAGGGAAUGGUAAUACCUGCAAGCAACUGGAUCCCGUUUUUAUCCUAUGACGAGGUGAACUUCACUGCACCUGCAACUAUCGAGGCCAGAUUCAGCCUAGCACUUCCGACAUAUGGCUUCAGACAAUACACUGUGAUGCUGGUAUCGAAGAAUGACAGUCUAAAUGCUGUAGAGACAUGCAUUAUGUCGAUCGAUUCUAGUUACUUUUGCCAAGGCACGAAAGUCGAUCCUCCUUCACAGAAUGAUACCACAGUUUUGGCAUCCUUCAGUGAUAUUGCAGUUGGACAAUACGUCAUCCAUAUUCAGCCUGUGGACCCCUACAGACAGGAUGACGAUAGGUGCGUGUGUUAUUCCACCCAUGGAGUGAGGCUAUGCCAACCGUGUCUUGAUACAUCCUCCACCGUGUUUACAGUAGUUACCAAUUCAGAUAUGCCAACUACAACAACCUUGCCAAUGACAACAAAAGGCAUCACGCCAACUACUAGCACAACCUCGCCCAUGAUAGUUACAACAACAACUCCAAUGUUAAAUACAACCACUUCUUCAGUGAUAAAUACAACCACUUCUCCAGUGAUAAAUACAACCACGUCUCCAGCGAUAAAUAUAACCACCUCUCCUGAGAUAAAUACAACCACCUCUCCAGUGAUAAAUACGACCACUUCUCCAGUGAUCAAUACAACCACUUACACAACCACCUCUCCAGUGAUAAAUACAACCACCUCUCCAGUGAUAAAUACAACCACUUCUCCAGUGAUCAAUACAACCACUUAUACAACCACCUCUCCAGUGAUAAAUACAACCACCUCUCCAGUGAUAAAUACAACCACCUCUCCAGUGAUAAAUACAACCACCUCUCCAGUGAUAAAUACAACCACAUCUCCAGUGAUAAAUACAACCACCACUUCUCCAGUGAUCAAUACAACCACCACUUCUCCAGUGAUCAAUACAACCACUUCUCCAGUGAUACAUACAACCACCACUUCUCCAGUGAUAAAUACAACCACCUCUCCGGUGAUAAAUGCAACCACCUCUCCUGAGAUAAAUACAACCAGCACUCCAGUGAUAAGUACAACCACGUCUCCAGUGAUCUAUACAACCACCGCUCCAGUGAUAAAUACAACCACGUCUCCAGUGAUCAAUACAACCACCGCUCCAGUGAUAAAUACAACCACCUCUCCAGUGAUAAAUACAACCACCACUCCAAUCAUAAAUACAACCACCACUCCAGUGAUCAAUACAACCACCUCUCCAGUGAUAAAUACAACCACUUCUCCAGUGAUAAAUACAACCACCACUCCAAUCAUAAAUACAACCACCUCUUCUGUGAUUAAUACAACCACCACUCCAGUGAUAAAUACAACCACCACUUCAAUCAUAAAUACAACCAUGUCUUCUGUGAUUAAUACAACCGCCACUCCAGUGAUAAAUACAACCACCGCUCCAGUGAUAAAUACAACCACCUCUUAUGUGAUUAAUACAACCAGCACUCCAGUGAUAAGUACAACCAUGUCUCCAGUGAUCAAUACAACCACCACUCCAGUGAUAAAUACAACCACCUCUCCAGUGAUAAAUACAACCACUUCUCCAGUGAUAAAUACAACCACUUCUUCAGUGAUAAAUACAACCACCACUCCAAUCAUAAAUACAACCACCUCUUCUGUGAUCAAUACAACUCCCUCUCCAGUGGUCAAUACAACCACUCCAGUGAUAAAUACAACAACCUCUUUUGUGACUAAUACAACUGCCACUCCAGUGAUAAAUACAACCACCGCUCCAAUCAUAAAUAUAACCACCCAUCCAACGAUAAAUACAACCACCACUCCAAUCAUAAAUACAACCACCACUCCUGUGACGAAUCCAACCAGCGCUCCACUGAUAACUACAACCACCACGCCCACGUUAGCUACAACCACCACGUCCGUGAUGACUGCAACCACUACGACUACGAUAGAUCCCGUUCCCAGCGCAGCCGGGAAACGGACACAAAUGCAAGGAUCGAUACAUCUCAUGCUUUUUCCACUCUGGUUUACAUUAUGCAGUUGAUAUAAAUGGUGGUAUAAACCAAAACACCAAACUAUGCAUUUAUUUAUG
Molecule: messenger RNA, 2698 nt
Organism: Haliotis rubra (blacklip abalone)
Lineage: Eukaryota; Metazoa; Mollusca; Gastropoda; Lepetellida; Haliotidae
Product: mucin-5AC-like
Exons: 10
Coding region: 20-2650 (876 amino acids)
Source: RefSeq, a predicted model, not a curated record